GACACGCAGCAUAUGAAGUAGUGCGUAUGCGCAGGUCACAUGUUUGGUGAUAAGUGAAAAUUAUGUUAUUUUUUACCGGUGUCACCGUGGUAUUAACAUUAACAACAGAUGCAGUAACCUUGGCGGAAAAAGAGUUUUGUUCCAGUGAUAGAAUUGAUAGUGUUGACGGCUCUUGUUCACAAGUCAAAAUGUCUAGUCCAGACAGUUACAAGUCUGCCAAAUCUAUCUACGAAUUUACAGCGAAUGAUAUCAAAGGAAACCCAGUUUCUCUGGAAAAAUAUAAAGGUCAUGUAUGUAUAAUUGUAAACGUAGCUUCUCAAUGUGGUUAUACAAAGAAUAACUACGCAGAAUUAGUAGAGCUAUAUGAACAAUAUUCAGAAUCUAAAGGUUUAAGAAUUCUCGCUUUCCCUUGCAAUCAAUUUGCAGGGCAGGAGCCAGGAACUAACGAAGAAAUUUGCCAAUUCAUGCAAAGUAAAAAUGUUAAAUUCGACAUGUUUGAGAAAGUAAAUGUGAAUGGUAACGAUGCUCAUCCGUUAUGGAAGUAUUUAAAGCAUGUACAGGGUGGUACUCUGGGAGAUUUUAUUAAGUGGAACUUUACCAAAUUUAUUAUCGAUAAAAAUGGGGUACCAGUUGAAAGGCAUGGACCAAGCACUAAUCCAAAAGAUUUGGUUAAAUCAUUAGAAAAAUAUUGGUAAUGAAGCCUUCAAUAUGUCUGUUUAUAAUUACAAUAGAAAUAUAUUUUAUGCAUAAUAAAUUGUGAUUAAUGUGAAA
Messenger RNA from Diorhabda carinulata, 771 nucleotides. RefSeq lists its product as uncharacterized. The transcript has a single exon. Bases 63 to 695 code for a protein of 210 amino acids. Lineage: Eukaryota; Metazoa; Arthropoda; Insecta; Coleoptera; Chrysomelidae. The record is from RefSeq and is a predicted model, not a curated record. Gene Ontology annotation, molecular function: glutathione peroxidase activity. Gene Ontology annotation, biological process: response to oxidative stress.